UCGACCGUUACUUUUGAAUGGCUGUUGUUGAUUAAGCGUUAGAUUUGGGGGAUUGUUUUAUCUAGGCAGCUAGUCGUAGUUAAAUCUUCUCACUUUCCACAAUAUUAAGUAGGCUACGAGCAUAAUUUAACCUAUUCUGGUGAAAUCAAGGGGUUAAACCAAAUAACGUUACCAAUUAACGGUGGCUUAGCAUAACUAUUAAUGUAGUGUUUUGUGUGUCCAGGAUCGUUUGGAGCUAGACUAGCUAAAUUAAUUAGCUGUAGGUUAGACUAGGUAAUUUCCAGCAAAACCAUUGUAGAAACGAUAGUCUACGGUAAUAUUAAACAACAUAACUUCAUCUGAUGCGAGAAGAAAUUAACGUAGUGAUAUGUAGUCAGUAGGCCUACGUAGGGCACAGUGCAACGAUUCUUGGCAGCAAAGCCUUUAGAAAAGGUGUUUAAUUCAUAUGUUUUUAAUUAAGUAGCCUAGGGUAUUAUAUUACUAUUGACUUUUCGUCGGUCUCCUACUCUAUCCUCAGUCAAAAAUUGCAUUAUGCCUCGUGGAAGGUCAGCACCCAAUAUCACCUUCAACAGCAAUGACAGCGAGGUGGAUAAGAUAAUACGGAUCAGUACAAUGUCUCGUGGAAGGUCUGAGCCUAAUGUCAACUCCAGCAGUGAGCUCGACAUGGAUGUUAUAAAGGCAGAGAUGGGCAAGCUGCAAAUACAGCUACGGACUGUGGAGGAAGAGCGGCAGGCCUACAUUCUCCAGUCUCAGGAUCUGAUCCGCAAACAGCGGCGUGAGAUAGAGUGGCUGCAGGCGGAGCAAGCAGAGCUCCAUCGCAUUCUCCGCAUGUGUGAGAGCCGCACUCACAGGCUGCAAGACGCUGCGGUCACACAUGACCUGCUCAUCCUGCUGGAACACAAAGACGAGAUGGACAAGCUGCUGGAGACUGAGAGACUGACCCUGGAACAGCUGAACAAGGAGAUCCUUAGAGUGGACCGUAGGCUGGUCAUUUUGCGGAGGGUGGGGAGCACGGGGGGCUACAGCCAGAGAAGUAGAGCCCCCCCAACCCAGAAGUCCACACCAGUCCUGGAGAACCAUCUGGACCAGGCCCUGAUCCGGUUAAACAUGCACCUGACACGGAACAGCCAACUGAGAGAGGACCUUGAGUCCCUGCGCAUCAAGAGAAUCCAAUUCCAGCAGAUGCGUCAGAGACUGGAAGUGGAACUCCAGGAGAUACGUGAAGACAUCAGGGAUGUUGUAAACAUCUCCACAGCAGCGUACAAUGCUAGGGUGGAGGUGCAGGUGAAGAUGAUGAGGAUUAAGGAGUUGGCUGUAAAGGAUCUGGCACAUUACAGCAUGGAAAUGAAGGAGCUUGAGACAGUAAUUCAUGACGAGCGCCACCUCCAAGACUUCCUGACCAUUAAGUGUCACAGUAGGAGUGGACAAGAGGACCACCCCCAUAGUCCACAAGACUCGGAAAUGAGAGAAGAGAUGACAGACGAGAUGCUGGCUGUUUUGGACGAUACCUUCCUAAAGAUCCACAGUUUGACUGGUGAGGAGAACCUGGAUGUGCUGGUGCGCAGGUUCCUCCAAAUUGAGGACCAAAACUUUGCCCUCUUCGAUUAUGUAAAUAAGCAGAGCACCAAGGUAAAGGCACUGAAGGACCAAAUUAACCAGAUCCAGCAGGACACUGAGCAGCUGCGUGAGGGCCGGCAGCGGCGGGAGAUGGAGCGCCACGCCCUGAUGCGGGACCUGCAGGCGCAGCAGCAGGCCGCUGAGAAAAGGGCUCAUGCGUGUAAUGCGCAGGCCACCGCAGCCACCAAGAUCCUGGACCAAGUCAGGACAGGCAUGAAGCGUGUGCUUCGUAAGCUGGAGCGUGUGCGGAACGUAAUGAAGGACUUGCCGUCCGCUGCCUCGAUCACAGAUAAGAACCUAGUAGACAUCCUGGACGUUUUGGAUGAGAAGAUCAACGGCCUGCUCAGAAUCCAGGCCUUCCUCAAGUCCAAGGUGGGGGGGUUGUACAUCUUGGACAACUGUGUGACAGAAAACUCUUUAUUUAGUGAGGAGGAGAGACCUCUGACUGAGAAAGAGCUCCGCCAGCAAAUGAUAAAGGAGAUACUGAUGAGGGAGGGAAUCAUUGGGCCUAGCAGGGGGAGGGAGGUGAAACCCUCCAAAUCCAAUAAGGCACCCAGCACUCAACGGCGCCAUCCAGAGGCCUGAAUGGGGAUUACUCCCCAGGCCAGCUGCCAGCCAGGCUCUCCUCCCUCACCCAGGACGCAUCACAGACUGAACGCAAGAAGCCGCUGCCCACUGCCCCUUCCCUCAUGUACAGACAUCAUAUAUCCGAAAUUCAUCGUCAACUUCCUGUGUUUUGACGCAGCUUGUCUGCGGUUUUGUGUUUUUUUAUUUCGGUAUGUGCGAAUACGUGAGAGGGAGCUGACCAGCUUUUUUGUCUUAACUUUUAGCUUUGCCAAGGGCAAGUUCACACAACUGGCCGGUUUUUACAUUCCUGCGCAUAAAUUAUUCCAAUGUUAGGGCCAGCCAGGAACUGAGGAAUGCUGUUUGAGUUGUUUUCCUCUUAAAAGAAUUCAGUUUGAUUCCAACCCUGCUGUUCUGAUAUGUUGACUGGCAAUCACAGCAAUUAUCCCCAAUUUAUUGUCUUUGAUAGAGAAUGUUGGACAUGUAUCCGGAAAUUGUAUGUCCAAAUUUUCCUAAAAGUCUCAACUCCUUCCUCUUGGGUAGGUUGGAGCUUAGGGCAGCAUUAAGAUUUUCGUUUUUCGUUAUAUUCCUCAAUGUAUUAUUUGCCUAUUUUGAAAUCUUAUUCAACAUCCUUUGUUUGGGAAAAUUCAUUGGGCCUAAUUGCUCUGAGCAUAUGACAUUAGGCUUUAUAUUGGACACAGUGAUAUGUGCCCAACCUUCUCUAAAUAUGUCCCUGCAGUUGUACUGCAGAACAGCAGGGGGCAGCAGAGCCUUUGAGGUGAUUAAGCUUCUAGGUAUUUUCUGUACUUCCUUGUGCUCUUGUUACAGUUAGUAAAACAUUCAGUUCCAAACAUGAGUUCAUUUCUUCCUGCUAUGAUGUCUAAGUAUGAUUCUCAGAGGAAUGUGUAACUGCCUCCAUUUUUUCAACUUGUCUUGUGAGUCCGACUAUAGCCCUGUACCCGCAGGAUUAGUGUUUCCUGUAUAUGGUAGAUUGUUGUUUGACCUAAAAGGUAUAAAGGUUAUGACGCAACAGUUUUGCUGAUGUUG
This is a messenger RNA of Anguilla anguilla (European eel), 3228 nucleotides long. RefSeq names its product coiled-coil domain containing 114 (gene ccdc114). Gene Ontology annotation, biological process: cilium movement; outer dynein arm assembly. The record is from RefSeq and is a predicted model, not a curated record. Lineage: Eukaryota; Metazoa; Chordata; Actinopteri; Anguilliformes; Anguillidae. Gene Ontology annotation, cellular component: axoneme. The coding region runs from base 532 to 2202 and encodes 556 amino acids. The transcript has 14 exons.